AUGUUGACUCUUAGUAGGAGUAUGGCCACAGCGGCCAAGGGUUCCUCGAGUAGAGCGAUAUCCGCGGGUCUGAUACUGUCGAGAAUUCCUAUUGUGACACCGGAAUUGACGAAACUCGAAAGUCAAUAUUAUGAGUACCAGGCAGCUCUAAGGGAACGCCUGAUGUGGACUUUCCCCCAUUAUUUCUAUUUCAAGAGAGGUACUUUAGCAGAGCGCCGUUUUUUGCUGGCUCAAAAGGGCCCAAUCAGUAAGCAACCGGGCGUAUGGUUCCCACAAGGUGUUCCAGAUAUCAAGCAUAACAGAGAGAGAAGUAAGAAGCAGGAGGUUAAUCUGCCCAAGCAGGAAAGAGAGGAAGCUGUGGGUUCACAACCAGAUGCUGACAUAUCCAGGCCGAUUGCGCCAAAUUCUAGAGUUACACAAGCUGAUAAGACGAAUGAUCUAUCCAGUCUAGAGAGAAAAUUGAGCAGGACUCUGUAUUUGCUAGUCAAGAACAAGGAAGGGUCCUGGACGUUCCCAUCGUUUCCGGUGGAGGGCAAACCAUUGCAUACUAGAGCAGAGGAAGGACUCAGAGAGUUGGGCGGUGUUAACAUGAACACAUGGACUGUAUCCAACACACCAGCAGCUGCUUUGAAAAAGAGUGAUGGGUCUCACGAGUUUCUGAUCAAGAGCCAUAUCUUGGCCGGUAAAUUCGAUUUACAGGAUAAUAAGACUUUGGCUGAUUUUGCAUGGCUAACCAAAGAAGAAGUGCAAGAGCGUGUUGAAGCCAACUAUUAUAACGAGGUAGGGUUCCUAUUGGCCGACAACUAA
Torulaspora delbrueckii is the source of this 807-nucleotide messenger RNA. It is a transcript of the gene MRPL17, whose product is annotated as mitochondrial 54S ribosomal protein mL46. Lineage: Eukaryota; Fungi; Ascomycota; Saccharomycetes; Saccharomycetales; Saccharomycetaceae. Gene Ontology annotation, cellular component: mitochondrial large ribosomal subunit. The coding region runs from base 1 to 807 and encodes 268 amino acids. The transcript has a single exon. The record is from RefSeq and is a predicted model, not a curated record. Gene Ontology annotation, molecular function: structural constituent of ribosome.